Molecule: messenger RNA, 651 nt
Organism: Dermacentor silvarum
Lineage: Eukaryota; Metazoa; Arthropoda; Arachnida; Ixodida; Ixodidae
Molecular function (GO): zinc ion binding
Source: RefSeq, a predicted model, not a curated record
AUGCGCCAGCCAUUGUCCGUGCAUGGCUUCCUCCGGUGCAAGAGGCUGAUUCGGGAGAGCGAGUGCACGGACGAGAACGUGACGGCGAGGCGGAAGGAAUUCUGCCCAUCAUAUUUUGCCGAGCUGGUGAGCCCGACGCGUGCUCGCUACGAAGCAAAAAUUAACAUGUGUGACGGUGUUGAUCCGUACACGUUGUGCAGCGGGACCGACACGACGACGGACGUUGACCUGCUACCGGUUACGACGCAUGCUGACAUUUUAAAUUAUUUGUUGCUGUCGAUGAACCACAUAUCGCUUACUGAAAUGAAAGCAUACAAGUCUCUUGAGGCUCACAACUACUUCACAAGUGGCCAGGUAAGUGGCAUGACAGCAAUGCGGCUACCCUCCAACGUCACGAAUGAAUCCAUUCUACUUCAGGUCGGCCACUCCCAGCGCCUGCGAGAAGCUGCACUGAAACCUUGGAUAUUGGCUCGUAGUGACGGAAGCAUAUGCAAAGCACACUGUACCUGCAUGGCUGGUCCAGGUGAAGCCUGCUCCCAUAUCGGUGCAACACUUUUUGCAAUGGAGACAGUAGUGCGCAUCUGAGAGUCAAAGACGUGUACACAAAAGACAAAUGUUUGGCUACCCGCACAACGCUCUGGCACAGAGUAA